This is a messenger RNA of Acipenser ruthenus (sterlet), 6096 nucleotides long. RefSeq names its product E3 ubiquitin-protein ligase TRAF7. Gene Ontology annotation, biological process: ribosomal large subunit assembly; Notch signaling pathway. The coding region runs from base 1123 to 2835 and encodes 570 amino acids. Lineage: Eukaryota; Metazoa; Chordata; Actinopteri; Acipenseriformes; Acipenseridae. The record is from RefSeq and is a predicted model, not a curated record. The transcript has 18 exons. Gene Ontology annotation, molecular function: protein binding; zinc ion binding. Gene Ontology annotation, cellular component: nucleolus.
CUUCCUGGUAAAGGUUAAAAGUAAAAAAAAAUGCCGCUAUCAAGGCGAAUCUUUCCCUGUUGCUAGGUUACAGGUAAACAGAAACUGUACAGAGAAACAAUCACAAACUGCUUUGCAGUUACGUGUUCAGGUCGGAAAUAAACCAGAUUUAAAUUGGGUUUUAAAUACCGGUGCAAAUAGGAUAUUAUGUAUACAGUUUAUAACUAACUUGGACCUUCAUCGCUGGCAUGUCCGCACUUUGUACUUCAGAGGUAGUUAAUAUUUGUCCUAAAAUAAUCGGUUUUUGGUUCAUAUCUGGUAAUCCCCAUCUAGUGUGAAUUUCUAGUAUUGAAUUAUGAGAAUCGUCAAAGCAGUUGAGGAACAGUUGAGUGAUGUCUCCUGCUUUUUGAGCCAGCAAAUGAGACAUUGUUUGGAAACAAUCUUAUCUUGGUAUUGCUUGAGAAAUCCUCAGCUGGUUUAUGUACAUCCUUAGACCUAUUUUACCAUUUUUCAUUUCUUUUAGGUGUGAGGGGGAAAAAAGUGCAAAAAAUGUUCAGAUCAAACAAAGAAUUUUAAUAAAAUUGUGUAAGACGAAAAUCUGAAAAAUAAACUUGAUUAGUUUUAUAGUAUAACACCGCCUCCAAAUACUGUCCAGUAUAUGCUGUAUUACUGUUAUUUUUGCUGAUUAAUCAUAAUAGCUAAGCUUCCUCAAAAUAUCGCUGAGACUCACUUCCCAGAAUUCAGCGAGCUGCUAAAAGCCUGUCCAUUGGUGAUCCUUGAUUGUCCUUCAGUUAGGCCCCCACACAGGAAGCUGUGCUGAAGUGCUUGCUUUUAAUUGAAUAGCAGGAAGUCUCCUGGUUUACGCAGUGAAGUUGGCACUAGGAAUACAAAGUGAGUAAAAUAAUAAGCGCUGCUGUAUUUGCACAAAGACUUCACUGAAGCUGCAGUCCAAGCUGGACUUUGGCACGACAAGGCGACCCUGAAUUUUUCUUCAAGACAAACAAUAAAAGACAACGGAAAUGCUAUAAAGACAGAGAUUUAACUGUAUCAGGACAGGGGAGAGCUGUAAAUAAGCCUCCCAUCGGCACACCCCGCAGAUCUGACUCUGCAAUCUCAGUCCGUUCCCUGCACUCGGAUUCCAACAUGUCUCUGCGCUCCACUUUUUCUUUGCAUGAAGAGGAGGAGGAGGCGGAGCCUGUGGUUUUUGCUGAACAGCCCUCUGUGAAACUCUGCUGCCAGCUCUGCUGUGUUGUUUUCAAGGAUCCUGUUAUAACAACCUGUGGGCACACAUUCUGUAGAAGAUGCGCCUUAAAUUCUGAAAAGUGCCCUGUGGACAAUGCAAAGCUCACAGUGGUGGUGAAUAACAUUGCUGUGGCUGAGCAGAUUGGGGAGCUCUUUAUUCACUGUAAAUGUGGCUGCCGACCCGCCUCCAGUGGCAAGCCAGCGGCCUUUGAAGUGGACCCGCGUGGCUGCCCCUUCACCAUCAAACUCAGUGCCAGAAAAGACCAUGAAGCAAGCUGUGACUACAGGCCGGUUCGCUGUCCCAACAACCCCAACUGCCCCCCCCUCCUGAAGAUGAACCUGGAGGCCCACCUCAAAGAGUGUGAACACAUCAAGUGCCCCCACUCCAAAUACGGCUGUACAUUUAUAGGUAACCAGGACACAUAUGAGACGCACCUGGAGAUGUGUAAGUUUGAGGGUCUGAAGGAGUUCCUCCAGCAGACGGACGAUCGUUUUCACGAGAUGCAGUUGGCACUGGCACAGAAAGACCAGGAUAUUGCCUUCCUGCGCUCCAUGCUGGGCAAACUCUCAGAGAAACUGGACCAGCUGGAGAAGAACCUGGAGCUCAAGUUUGAUGUGUUGGACGAAAACCAAAGCAAACUGAGUGAGGACCUCAUGGAGUUCCGGAGGGAUGCAUCAAUGCUCAAUGAUGAGCUUUCCCACAUCAAUGCCAGGUUGAAUAUGGGAAUCCUUGGAUCCUAUGAUCCUCAGCAGAUCUUCAAGUGUAAGGGUACCUUUGUUGGCCACCAGGGUCCUGUCUGGUGCCUUUGUGUUUACUCAACCGGGGACCUGUUAUUCAGCGGCUCCUCAGAUAAAACGAUUAAGGUGUGGGACACCUGCACUACAUACAAGUGCCAGAAGACCCUGGAGGGACACGAUGGGAUCGUGCUGGCUCUCUGUAUUCAAGGGAACAAGUUGUACAGUGGAUCUGCAGACUGUACUAUAAUUGUUUGGGAUAUACAGACAUUACAGAAAGUGAACACUAUUCGAGCACAUGACAAUCCUGUGUGCACGCUGGUUUCAUCAAACAGUAUGCUCUUCAGUGGAUCUCUCAAAGCGAUCAAGGUGUGGGAUAUCCUGGGCACUGAGUUGAAGCUGAAGAAGGAAUUGACUGGUCUCAACCACUGGGUCCGAGCACUGGUCGCCUCUCAGAACUACCUGUACAGUGGGUCAUAUCAGACAAUCAAGAUCUGGGAUAUCCGCACUCUGGAGUGUGUCCAUGUGCUGCAGACCUCAGGUGGGAGUGUCUACUCCAUUGCAGUGACCAAUCACCACAUCGUCUGUGGCACCUAUGAAAAUCUUAUCCAUGUGUGGGAUAUUGAAUCGAAGGAGCAGGUACGGACUCUGACUGGCCACGUGGGCACGGUGUAUGCACUGGCUGUUAUCUCCACUCCAGAUCAAACCAAAGUGUUCAGUGCGUCCUACGACAGAUCUCUCAGGGUGUGGAGUAUGGAUAAUAUGAUCUGCACCCAGACUCUUCUGAGGCACCAGGGCAGUGUGACUGCUCUCGCCGUGUCCAGAGGACGCCUGUUCUCAGGGGCUGUCGACAGCACAGUCAAGGUGUGGACCUGCUAAUUGUAAUAGCUGGAAUUUUUUUUAAACAAUCUUUGGCCUGGAGAGGCAGUCUUCAACUACCAGAAUACCGGAUGGUUUUUAAUUAUGGAUUUAUCCUGCCGGGCUGUGCCGAUGACAAUACCGCUAUCACAUGGUUGCCACUGUUUUUAAUACUGUUUUGUUUGAUCAGUUGAUUUUGAGUUUAGUGCCACAACAUGAACAUAAUCAAGAAGGCACUUUUUCAGACCAAACCGUAGCUACAUAAGGAUCGAUCUGAACUCGCCAGACAUCACCUGAAUAAAUUACGAGCAUAUAUGUACUGUAUGUGAAGUGUGUGUCAAAGCAGGCACUUUCGUAUUGAAAUCACAGUCACCUUAUGCUCACCAGUGUUCCUGCCAGAGGGAGUUCUUAGUUCUUCAUACAUUCUGCAAAUACACUAGAGCAAUGUGGCAUUGGACGCUAAACAUGUGCCUUAUGUAAUCAGGUAAGAAGCCAGUGUGGAUCUGUUCACAGGUUUCCCAAAGCACCAUGCUUAUCCUCAUGCUUCAGUGUUUAUGCCAAUGACAUGACAUCACUUGAGCCUGCGUCUUGCAUCACGUUUAUGUUUUCCCUAUUGGAAAGAAAUAUUAUGGAAGGAGUAGAAGGUACACCAGGAAAACCCCAAAACCUCCUGUAUGUCUUGAAAAGGACAUGUUUAUGACUGCUUACCAUAUUUAAACAAUUUCUUCCAUGAAAUUAGCAGGGCCCAUUUAUAAGUCAUGCCGAUACUUGGGUUGGCUUCUGUAUGAAUUCAAUUUUAUUGUCCUAAAUAAGCUGUGUUUGCAAGUAACGUAUUACUUCGAAUUAACGCCUCACUCAGAUAUCAGCUUUUUAAUAGACACCGCCCUCAAAUAAAUGCCGCUUGCAAUAAAGAAACGUAAGGGUAUUUUUUAUCUACCCCUGCUCAAAAAAUCAAUAAAGAAACGCGCAACUCUGGCUAUGUACAUGUGACGUCCCUAAGAGACUGCAGCCUCAAUCCAGCAUGUAUUACAAACUAAUGUACACACACCUUAGUAAGCAAAUUUUAUUUUAUAGUACAGUCCCGAAAGACAACCCAAGAUGAACUACUUACAGCAGAGUUCAGUGCCAACAAAGCAGGGGAUGAAAGAAGUGCUCUCUGUUUACCUCGUCCUCAGCUUGGAUGGUGAAAACUUAAACUCUAACCACUAUCCAAAAGCUGGCUGAAGAUAUCUUCUUGUAGGGGGUUUAGUUGUUUUGUUUUUUAUUCAAUUGGAAUUUUACUCAGUCCUGUACAAUUAUAUAUAUAAAAAAAAAAACUCUUACUAUCUAUGAGAAGAUUUAGUUUUGGUUUCUCUUACAGAGAAAUUACAAACAAGCAGGUAAAUUACAGUGAGAAAAAAAUAACGGAGUAGGAUAUAUUUUAGUUAUAACAGAAAUCAAACUGAUAUUCAGAGGUAAUAUUUUUCGUUAAGAAAAACAACUGCAUCACACUCAACUACCGUUCUCUCUCCUCUUCUUGUCCCACCCCAUAGCAACCAAUACACACUCCUGAUUCGCUGGUACAGUACUCCCCUGACCUCCCAACUCCCACCUAAUAGGCUCUCGUUAACUGACAGUAAAUGUACUAUAUACAAGCCCCAAAAACACAUGAGUAUAAUGCUGCAGAUCGGAGGCUCUCACGGCGCUGCUUCUAAAAUGCCUUAAAUCAUGUAAUAAAAUACCGCACCGUUCAAAAUCCAUAGUCUUUCUGAUAAAGUAACACGGUAUUAAUGAGUAUGUGGAUUGGUUACCUGCCGUGAAAUAACAUUUUUUAUUGUUAUUAUUAUUUUAUUUGUUUUUUUGCAUAAUCGUAACUUGCGUUUUCAUGUGUCAAACUGGUUAAAUCCCAGUACAGUGGCAUUAUUUGACUGAAAGAUAGUGUGCCAUUUUAUAUGCCAUAUUGUCAAAGCAACCGUUAUUACCCUUUCACUGUCAUUUUAGACCUUAAUAUUCAAAUUAAGUUAAAAAUAGACAGAUCAUAUUACAAUCGUAAGUGAAAUACUCAAAUUGGACCUCAAUGUAAAAGCAUCCAUUGUCCACUUUAUAUUAUUCCUAUUAAAGAUCUCAAUAUGUAGUCAGAUGGGAUAAAGUUGCUUUAACACAACAAGUGAAACCGGUCUAAACUCGUACGUCUGUCUAUUUUGUAAGUAGGAUGUUUUAGUGAAAAGAUAAACUAGGCUACAUGUUUUUAACUUCUGUGUACCUUCUCGGGUACAGAAUCUGCUUUGAAAAGGUUCUGGUUAGUUUCAUGAUAUAUUCUGCUUCAAUGAUGAACCAUGGUUCAUUUUACUGAACACUCACUCACAGAUACUUGCAUUGUGAUCGAUCAGGUCUCUAUUUUAUUGUAAUUGAUAUACUGGUUUUAUGUUCUACACCCAAAAUGUAAGUUGCCUGCUGUGUGCAUGAUGUACCUGUUCAUUAGAAGUGUCAUGGCACAUUUUUUUCAUGUUUUCUGAUGCAGCAAGUACAAAGUAUAGGUCGGAUGGUAGCCACUGGUGGAAAUAAUGGAAAUAUUUGUAAUAAUGGUAUUUUAAGAACAAGAAGGCCUUAUACACAAAGCUUUAACACGUGUGUGUUUUUUUAUUUUUAAAUUUUUUAAUGAAAGUCCUUUUAUGAAAGAGAUCCUGUUCCACCACUUUGUUAAUGAAACCAGAGAUAGUCCAGAAUCAUGAAUUAAAGCUUGAUGAAACAGGUGGCUUUGACAUGUGCCAUUUCAACUUCAGGGAUCUGUUUGUCUGAUCUGUCCUUCAUUGAGGUUUUGUUAUAUUUGUAAAAGCAUUUGAGAUCUGAGGUUGUGUUGUUCACAUAAAGAUGAACAUUUCAAGCUAAAUUUAAACUCCAGAACAAAAGCAAUUGAGUCUUAAUAGUUUCAGUUUAAAAUUGCUAAAGCCAGUGGAUUAGAAAGCAAAGUAGGGACCAUCAUAACAAAGCUAUAUCUAUAGUACUUGCAUUAAUGGACCCUAUUUAAAAAAAAGAAAAAAACCUAGUCAUUUAAUUCAUUGAGUCAAGUGGACUGGAACCUUUUAAAAGGGGGCACUGCACACUGCAGUAUGUUUGUUUUAUUUGCAUUGAAAAUAAAACCUAUACAUUUAAUUAUUUUAAGUUUUCAGCUAGUUCCAUAUGGAAAGUAAGUAACAAGGUACGGUUUUUUUCAGAAUAGUGUUUUACAAUUAAUCAUGUACAUAUUCAUAUAUUUACAUCAUGUUAAAUUGAUUUGACCAUUAAAAUUGUAUCAAAUUUGUA